AUGGCAGACUACGCAAACAUCCCGCCCAAUGCAACUCUCAAUGUCCAUCCGUUCAAAGCACACGUCGACGAGGCCAAGUUGCAACACUUCAGGCAAUUGCUGGAGUUAUCUCCAAUUGGCCCCGCGGUAUUUGAGAACACCAAUGCCGGAAACAAGUUUGGAAUCAAGAGAGAUUGGCUUGUAAAUGCCAAAAAUGUCUGGUUAAAUGACUUUGACUGGCGAAAACACGAAGAUCGCAUCAAUUCCUACCCCAACUUCCAGACAACGGUCCAAGACUCUGAGGGUAACUCGAUCGAUGUUCACUUCCUGGCUCUGUUUUCUGAAAAGAAAGAUGCCGUUCCAAUAGCUUUCUUCCACGGCUGGCCGGGUUCAGUCUGCGAUUUCAUUGACAUGCUGGACCUCAUUAAGCAAAAGUACUCACCCGCGGAUUUGCCUUAUCAUGUCAUUGUGCCCUCGCUUCCCGGCUACGCCUACUCUUCCAGCCUUCCUCUGGACGUUGAUUACGGUAUUGACCUGGCAGCAGGGGCGAUGCAUAAUCUGAUGCUUGGGUUGGGCUUCGGCUCUGGCUACCUGGUUCAAGGUGGUGACGUCGGCAGCUUCGUGAGUCGAAUGCUCGCGUUGCAGCAGGACGCGUGCAAGGGAAUGCACGUCACACAGAUGGGCACGCCGCCACUAGACAAGAAUCCUCCCAUGUCCGAUGACGAAAAGCUAGCGGUGCACAAGGCCACCGAGUUCAUGGAUACAGCGAAUGGAUUUGCGCUGGAGCAGGGCCAGCGGCCAGCAACUAUUGGUCUUGCGUUGAGUGCCAGUCCGUUGGCGCUGCUUAGUUGGAUUGGAGAGAAGCUUCUUGCGUGGACCGACGACGAUGUCCCACUCGACAAGAUCCUCGAAAGUGUUACAUUGUAUUGGAUGACGGAUACAUUUCCUCGAGCCAUGUAUCACAACCGCGGACUGGGCAAUGCGCACGACAAGCCCAAGAUUGCGAGAACGAGUGUCUUCUCAAAAUUAACGGCGAUUCAACUCCCAUACGUCGAUAAACCAUGUGGCUACUCUUUGUUUGCCAAUGAGAUUGUCCCCGUACCAAAAAGCUGGGCGGAAAAGAGCUGCAAUCUUGUGACAUUCAAUAAACACGACGCAGGCGGCCAUUUUGCGGCCAUGGAAAAGCCACAUGAGCUACUUGCUGAUGUGGAGGAGUAUAUCAAGGUGGCUUGGAGGGUUGGCGACUCGGCGUCUGGAGAGUGA
Molecule: messenger RNA, 1242 nt
Organism: Pochonia chlamydosporia 170
Lineage: Eukaryota; Fungi; Ascomycota; Sordariomycetes; Hypocreales; Clavicipitaceae
Product: epoxide hydrolase 1
Exons: 5
Coding region: 1-1242 (413 amino acids)
Biological process (GO): epoxide metabolic process
Molecular function (GO): epoxide hydrolase activity
Source: RefSeq, a predicted model, not a curated record